AUGGAGCACGGAGCAUGGAUCGCCAGGUUGCAGCCCCUCGACGUCGUCCACCUCAAUGCCCAAUACCAGGCGAUCCCAUCCAGCCACAUUUCAACGGUUUCUGUGCAGCUCGCGGAUCGAUCCUCUGACCAUGAGGAGCUCCAUCGUCGUCGUCGUCGUCAAUUCGAUUCGCCGCACGGGCGCAUGGAGGAGUUCCAGCCCCUGACCCUGUCGGUUCCCAGGCGCAACAGGCACGAGUGCACGCUCUGGACGAUGGGACGAGCACCUCCCUCCUGUGCCGUACGCACGCCCUACAGCCGGCAGAGGUGUGCAGGCCAAUUAGCCGCGCAGUUUCCUCUUCUCUCUCGCGCUGUGCCGGCCGUGGCCGCGUUGCUGAGUGCGAUUUUCGGGCCCGCCCAAGGCUAUUUUUUCCAGAUCGGUGGAGCACCCUCGUUUCUCCAUGGGCCCAUCUGGGCAUUGGAGUGGUACUCGCCCGUCUCCGGUCGCCAGUGGUAUGUUUACGGAAAGCUUGGAAUGUUAUUCCUUUUGUUCAUCAGCCCUCAGGUGGUUUUCCUGUUGUCUCUUCCCGCCAACGGAUCCCCCUCUCCCAGGGGGGUUGCAGAGGGUGCAGCAGCACCUGACGAGGCAUCCCACAGGGCUCUGAAAGGGCGUAGUUGGAGGGCGUGGUCGGGCGUGUCAGGGCACAAUUGCUCAUCAUGGAUCUCUGUAGAAGACCAAACCUGGCAGCGGCAAGGGGUGUGGCGUUGUGCGGCACCCAAGCUAGUCCCAAUCCCCAUGGCCUACAGCGGGUGA
This is a messenger RNA of Ilyonectria robusta, 792 nucleotides long. RefSeq lists its product as uncharacterized. The transcript has a single exon. The record is from RefSeq and is a predicted model, not a curated record. Lineage: Eukaryota; Fungi; Ascomycota; Sordariomycetes; Hypocreales; Nectriaceae. Bases 1 to 792 code for a protein of 263 amino acids.